AUGGCCUCGGGGACUGGAGGGAGCUGGGGUCAUCCCCCAGCACAGACUGCAGCCUCGACGCCCUGGGUGACCAUUCCGCAGCCCCUCCUGUGGGCCAUCCCACCUCCGUCCCCACGGCCGGGCCGCGUGAAGGAAGGUGAGGCUCCGGGAUCUCCCCACUUUGUACCCCACUCUGCCCGGCACAUUCUCUGGGCGUCCUUGCUGCACCCCCUCCUUCCCCCGCCCUGCCCCCGAAGCUGGAACCUGCUGGACCUGAUGAUGCUGCAGAGCGCGCAGAUGCACCAGCUGCUUCUGAGUGGCCAGGUGCCAGCGGUGCUCAACCCGGGGCUCGCCUGGUCCGGCCCGCAGGUCUACCUGGAGGGUCAACAGGAGGCGGCGUAUGAAGAGGAGGAGGAGACCGAAGCCCAGGAGGAGGGGCCUUUGGUGUUCCACCACCACUACCUGCCCUGCCCGAUGCCUGCUCUGGGCCCCCUGCUCUCCUGGCCGGCCCCUCUCCUUUCCCCUCCCCUACCUCAGCCCUGCUUGCAGCACUUGGCCAGGGUUCAGCACUACCCUUCUACCUCUGGGAAAAGGGGGACGAGAGCCGUGCCCCCGCCUCCACCCCCCAGCGCCACAGGGACUGUGGGUGUGGAUGUACCCCCAGCUUCAGGUAGGGGCCAGGUGGGUGGGCAGUGGGGCCCAGGCCUGGCGGUGGAUCAGAAGGCCAGGAAGGCCAUGCGCCCUGUGGGGCUGAGGGCCCCUACUGUCAUGGCCGCAGACAACCGGCCUAUCCCGUUCCAGUUUCCUCCUUGGGCUCCACUGAGGCAGGAGGGAGUCACGAUGAGGGUGCUGUCUCCCCCCAGACUACUAUGA
This is a messenger RNA of Lagenorhynchus albirostris (white-beaked dolphin), 852 nucleotides long. RefSeq names its product proline rich 29 (gene PRR29). Bases 1 to 852 code for a protein of 283 amino acids. Lineage: Eukaryota; Metazoa; Chordata; Mammalia; Artiodactyla; Delphinidae. The transcript has 5 exons. The record is from RefSeq and is a predicted model, not a curated record.